This is a messenger RNA of Trichomycterus rosablanca, 1457 nucleotides long. RefSeq names its product apolipoprotein F (gene apof). The record is from RefSeq and is a predicted model, not a curated record. Gene Ontology annotation, biological process: cholesterol metabolic process. Lineage: Eukaryota; Metazoa; Chordata; Actinopteri; Siluriformes; Trichomycteridae. Bases 91 to 1359 code for a protein of 422 amino acids. The transcript is spliced from 2 exons.
ACACACAGGACAGUGUGAACAGGACAGAGACACAGAGAGGUACAGCAUCGAAUACCAGUGUCUGAAAAAAAGGUUACAACUACUGCCUUGAUGAUGUGGAGCUCUAAACUCAGGUGGCUGCUAAUGAUCAACUUCCUGUUAUCUGACAUGGCUCUUGGCCAAACUCUGCCUCCUUCUCGCUCAAAAAACAGCCUUUCAGUCAUCUCUACUGACAGCAUGUCUUCAUACCAGUCACAUCAUUCAUCUAUAAACCAUGAGACAAUCCAGAAAGAAGAAGAAAAGCUCAAAGACAUAAUGAAGGAAUCCAGUAGUGACCCUGCACAUCGCCUCGUGUCUGCACUCACAGCAUCUCUACAGGGUCAUGUUCAUCUCCACAGAAAUCUGAGCUGUUCAGAGCUGGCAGCAGGGCCCUGGAGAGGAGCGGGAUUUUCACAUGAGCUGCUGGGCCUGGUCAUGGUGCCUGUACUCGUGUCUGCAGGAUGUGUAGUCGAAGGCCGGGCACUGGUAACGAACCUCUAUGAGCUGCUGGGACAGGAUGACACACAGGAACUUCUGGAGGAUAUAGUAGCAAUGAUCAGGCGGGAUAGAAAGCCCAAUUCUCACCCUUCCAAUUCCUCAUCCACUCCUCCUAAUCUGAGACAGCUGCAGGCCAUCAUGUUUAACAUCCAACAACUUGCAGAUGCAGAUGAUAAUCUUGCUGGGAUGUUUGGUAAAGACAGACCUGGACUGAGGAAACAAUGCCAGGGAUGGUUGAAGGUACAGGGUGUUCACUUAUUGGGACAGACGGCUGAUAAUUAUAGGUAUAUGCACUUAAACGAGGCAAAGCAGUUUUGUCAGAACCUUGGACUUGAAUGUGCAGGUGUGAAUAAAGUAGGUGACUCCAUACCUGGGUUGUACCGUGUAAUCCACAGAGCUGGAAGCCGGGUUGUACCCACAACUUCCUCUGGCCAAUCAGAGACCUGGAUCCAGAACUGCGGGGUGGCACUUGCACGCUCACGCAGACACACAGCUCGUCCGAAUGACUGUAAGAAUGAAAAGGAGGAGCGAGUGUAUAAAGUAGUGGAGUGGAUCCCUGCAGUCUCAACACUGUAUAACUUGGGCACAGCUGUUUAUUACGCUUCUGUAAAGUGCUCAGACACAGCAAAGGAAAGAGCCCUUUUCAGUGCUGUGGAUCUGGGCACUGAUGCUCUUAUCGCUGUUACUGGUGGAACAGCAGGAGUAGCUGGAUAUGCACUUGGGGCAGGACUCAAAACAGGUGUAAAGGCCGGCGUUAAAUACUUGCUGAAUAGAAUGAACCAGGGGGAAGACCUGCUCAUGAACCAAAACAUUGGGGAGGAGGAAACGUUUAUUGUUCAAUAAGACAGAUUAAAAAGUGUGCAAAAAAACAAGGGGUCUGAAUGCUCUAUGAAUCCACUGUAAGUGAUGGAUGAGAAAUAAAAAGACUGGUUAUCAAUCAA